UGUUCACAAUGACUGUGCACAAAACUCACUUUUACUUUUACUUACUAUUGACGGUGAUUUGAUUGGCCAACUGAUGACGUCUCCCUGGCUAAGCCCCGCUUUCACCGCUUCCCGCAACAACCAGGAUGGCGAACACAGUUACCAAGAAAAUCUCCUAUGACGAGCUGAAGGCUCUUGUGGGAAAAAGCCAGAAUCUCAUUCUGGUUGAUGUCCGCAGUAAAGAGGAAGUGGAGAGCGGACACGUUCCAGGAUCCAUUAAUAUUCCAGUUGAAACAGUAGAGGCUGCUCUUACAAUGAAUCCAGAUGAAUUCAAGGCCAAGUAUGGAGUAACCAAGCCACAGCUGGAUGCACCAGAGCUGGUGUUUCACUGCCAGAUGGGCAGGCGUGGGGGAAUAGCCACCACCAAGGCCCAUCAGCUAGGAUACGUGAAUGCACGUAAUUAUACUGGUGGAUACAGCGAGUGGUCUAAGAAAGAAGGAAAGUGAUUCAUGUUAAAGGAGCAUUUCAUAUGAGUUCAUGCAAUCAGGAAGUGUGACAUAGAUAAACAUUUAGAUGUUUAAAUUUUUUGGUGGUCUUUUCACACUGUACAAUAUUAAUUUUAUAUUUAUGAAUAAAUACCAAUUAUU
This is a messenger RNA of Archocentrus centrarchus (flier cichlid), 626 nucleotides long. RefSeq names its product thiosulfate:glutathione sulfurtransferase-like. The transcript is spliced from 5 exons. The record is from RefSeq and is a predicted model, not a curated record. NCBI's taxonomy places the organism in Eukaryota, Metazoa, Chordata, Actinopteri, Cichliformes, Cichlidae. The coding region runs from base 126 to 485 and encodes 119 amino acids.